AUCAUUUUAUUUACGGCUCUUUUACUUUCUCCCACUCUCUUUAUCCUCAUCCUCAUCAUCAUCCUGAUCAUCUUCAUCUUCAUCCCUCUCAAUUUAACUCAGAAAAUCCUUGGCAAGGCAAAGAUAAUUUCUGGUUAGUCUUUGACGAGAUCCAGUACUAACCAUGGCUAAUUUAAUUGUAAAUCUUCUCUUAAUUGUGACCAUUAUUGUUGUUUUCUCUUCGAGCUCAUUGGGUUUCCAAGUUUUGGUUUACACUCCAGCGGCAGUUGAACGCGGUUCUCAGGCCACUUUGAUAUGUAUAUCGGAUCUUUACCUGGAAAACAUUUACAAAGUGACCUGGAAGAAAGAUGACUCAAAGAUUUACCGUUACAAACCCUCAGAUAUCGACUCGGAGCGGGAAAUUUUCCGAACCCCAGGAUUGAGGAUUAACGAGAGAUUAUCCAACUUAACUCAUCUAUUUCUCAAUUCAGUUGACAUAAGCACCGAAGGUGUUUUUACCUGCGAGGUUGAAAGUCGAGGUCCCUCAUUUUACACUCGACGAAAUUCAAGUGAACUUCGAGUCUAUUCAGUUCCACAAACUCGAGAUCCAAUUGUAAUCGAAGAUCCUCCAAGUCGAAAUUUAAAAAAAAUGGAUCUUAAUUGUGUCUCCGCUCCAACUUAUCCCGUAACUAAAUUAUCUUGGCUAAUUAAUGGUCGAACCGCUGAUCAAAGUGAAUUAUCAUCAACAUCGGUGACAACACAAUCAGAUUUAACUAAGGUUUCUAAAUUGGGAUUAAAGUACGUGGCUCGAAAGGAGGAUCUUUAUCCGGGUUUCCUGAAUUUCACUUGUACCGGAUUAAUACAAUUAAUUUAUUCGGAGUCCACUCGAGAUCUUGGACGUUUCUCGAGUUCUUUGACCAUUAGACCGAGAGAAAAACUUCAAGAUAAGGCUGAAUACACACACGAAACUAUGGACUAUUCCGACGAAUCUAUUCCAGCCUCGGUUCGAGAGGAGGUUCGACCCGCUCCAGGAUAUCGUCCCGUCGGAACGAGACAGCAACACAAAUCUUUAUCAUCUUCGCUAACUGGUAAUCUGUUAAUUUCUUAACUCACUUGACAAUUAUCCUAAUUGUCCAAGGAAAGUAACAAAAGAUAAAUGAUUAACAAUUAAUUCAAUGUUAUUAUUUUCAUUCUAAUCACUGUAACUUGGUUUCCUUUUUUUUGCGUCUUUUUUUAUAUUUAAUUGUAAUAUUUGAUUGUAACUAUUAAUCAAUUGUUGAUUUGAUUUCUCUGAUGCUCAAAUCGCCAUUUCCAAUAAAGCGCAAUAACCAAA
This is a messenger RNA of Panonychus citri (citrus red mite), 1312 nucleotides long. RefSeq lists its product as uncharacterized. Lineage: Eukaryota; Metazoa; Arthropoda; Arachnida; Trombidiformes; Tetranychidae. The transcript has 3 exons. The coding region runs from base 164 to 1087 and encodes 307 amino acids. The record is from RefSeq and is a predicted model, not a curated record.